AUGGGCGGUGGCGCUUCCAAGACUUCCGGCUCUGCUUCCGCGCCGUCGCCUGCAGGACCUCCAGCCAAGGGGCUGAUGCCUCAGAAGAAAGCCACCAGCCCCAGCGUCGCCAUUAUCUACUAUUCCACCUACGGCCACAUCAAGGCUUUGGCGGAUGAGAUCAAGGCAGGUUUGGAAGCGGCAGGGGUGAACGUUGACCUCUUCCAAGUGCCCGAAACGCUUCCGGCAGAGGUGCUGAAGGCGAUGUCAGCACCCGGAAAGCCUGAGGACGUAAUGACGCUGGACUACGACUUCCUGAAAGAGCUUCCUAGCUAUGAUGGUUUCAUGUUUGGCAUGCCCACGCGUUUCGGCAUGAUGGCAGGGCAGAUGAAGACCUUCUUCGACAGCACCGGACAGCUAUGGGCAUCUGGGGCAUUGGCCGGGAAAUUGGCCGCCACCUUCGUAAGCACCGGCACCCAACAAGGUGGACAGGAAACCACGCACUUCACUGCCGUCACACAGCUGGUCCACCAUGGCAUGGCCUACGUGCCUUUGGGAUAUCAGGCGGGUGGCGAAGGCCAGUUCGAUCUUAGCGAGAUCCACGGCGGCUCGCCCUGGGGUGCCAGCACCCUUGCGGGUGGAGAUGGCAGCCGGCAACCUAGUGCCAAGGAGCUGGCAAUUGCCAACAAGCAAGGCCAAGUAUUUGGAGCUACGGUGGCCAAGGCGGCAGCGAAGAAGCCCGCCGAGCGUGAGCUGAAGGUCUGCAUCGUGUACUACAGCCUCUAUGGUCACGUCAAGAAGCUUGCUGACGAGAUUGCUGGGUCCAUGCGCGAGGAGGGAGUCACAGUCGACCUCUUCCAGGCUCCCGAGCUCCUGGGCCCGGAGGUCCUCGAGAAGAUGGGUGCACCCCCGAAGCCCGAGGAUCCUGUAAUGGAUUACGCAGCUGUGUCGAAGCUCCCGGAGUACGAUGGCAUCAUGUUCGGGCUGCCAACGCGCUUUGGUAGUGCAUCUGCACAGAUGAAGUCCUUCUUUGACGGUACCGGUGGUCUCUGGCAGUCUGGUGCAUUGGCCGGAAAGCUGACCGCCAGCUUCGUGAGCACUGGCACUUUGAACGGUGGCCAGGAGUCGACACACAUGACCACCCUUACUAACAUGGUGCACCACGGCAUGAUUUACGUGCCUCUGGGCUACCAGGCGGGAGGGGACGGCCAGUUCGACAUGUCCGAGAUCCACGGCGGCUCGCCAUGGGGUGCAAGCACCUAUGCAGGGGCAGACGGAAGCCGCCAGCCCAGCGCAAUGGAGAUCAACAUCGCCAAGAGGCAGGGCAAGGUCUUUGCGGCUAAGGUGAAGCAGAUGAGCCAGUAA
This is a messenger RNA of Symbiodinium sp. CCMP2456, 1344 nucleotides long. The record is from the annotation of a GenBank genome assembly. Lineage: Eukaryota; Dinophyceae; Suessiales; Symbiodiniaceae.